UUUUAGAUUGUUGUGUUGUAUAAUUUCGAAUAGCACACUUGUUUCAAAUAGCCAAAAUGAGAAACGUUAGUGAAUUGUAAUUUCAUAAACGACAAAUCUAUUAAUUUCCAUAUUUAUUUAUUUUUUGUUUUUAGUUUGAUAGAUUUUUAAAAUAAAUUUUAGUAUUUUAUUUAAAAUAGAAUGGUAUCCAGUCGUGGUGGAUUAACGGAACUAUUAGCUAUAUUGAGCAUUGUUGAUUUAUUUGGUGUCUUACCCAUAAUUGUAUUACCUGGUCAAAUAGCAAAAUGUGGAUGGUUAGGAAUACCAUUAGCCAUUUUUGUGUUUGUUGUUCAAGUAUUUACAGCAAUACUAUUGGGAAAAUGUUGGGUCAUAGCAGAAACAAUUGAACCAAAUAUAGUACACAAAAAUCGAUAUCCUUAUGCUGCAAUCGCUGGUCUAAGUUUUGGAAGAACAUUUGAACGAAUAGUACAUGUUAUGCAAAAUAUUGCUGUAUUUGGAGCUAUUAUACCGAAUUUAUUAAUUGCUGCUGACAACCUUUAUACACUUGGAAAGAAAGUAUAUAGCGAGAAUUUAUCGUUUUGUAUUUGUUUAAUAAUAAUUGGGAUAAUAUUAUGCCCACCAAUUUGGCUUGGAAGCCCAAAAGAUUUAAAGUGGAUUUCUUUAAUAUCUGUGUUCACUGUAAGCUUAGUGAGUAUAUUGACAUGGAUUUUAAUGAUACAGAUACCUAAUAAUAUCUAUGUUCCAGUGCCUAAAUUAUCUUGGAGUGCUAUGAUUAUAGCUUAUAGCGUACUAGCAUUCCAGUUUGACGUCCAUCCAUUGAUUCUUACUAUACAAAUGGAUAUGAAUGACAUAAAAAAAGUACCUUUCGUGGUCAUUGGUGCAUUUUUCUUUACUUGCAGUUUGUUUUUGAUAACAGUGGUCAUUGGAUAUUUGAAAUUGGGAGGUUUGUUAAAUACGAAUUUACUUAAUAUGUUGCCCAAAAGUCACGCCUUGAAUAUUGUCAUAAUUUUAAUUAUUCUCCAAAUAUGUUUAUCGACAGCAGUCAGUACAACUCCAUUAUUUCAGAAUAUUGAAAACUAUCUUCAUAUACCUAAAGAAUUCACGUGGAAAAGAUGUGUAUUGAGAACAUUUAUCAUGAUAUUAGCUAUAUUGAUUGGAGAGGUAGUACCUAGAUUAGAUUUGGUGAUGAGUUUGGUCGGUUCAUUACUAACAGGUCCAUUGAUGUUUAUUUUACCACCAAUACUUUAUUUAAAGAUACAAAUGCUUUAUCAGUCAAAAACUAAACAUUCAAAGAAAAUGUAUUACUCUACAUUUCCCAGCAUUAAGUUAUCUACAGACAUAGUUUCAAGACAUUUUAUAUCAUUGGCAUUAAUUGUCAUGAUAGGAAUUUUAGCAUCAGGAAUAAAAAAAUUGUUAAAAAAAAAAACGAAAUAAUUAUUGAAUCAAAAGUUAUAUAAGUUUUCAGUUAGAUCUGUUCCAUUUGUAGAAUGAUAUUGUUACACAUAAAUUGAAAAUCUUAAAGAACAUAGUGAUGUACUUUUUUUAGUUAUUUAAUUGUUAUUGAUAAAGUAAUUGAUAAUUUAAAUCUUGCAGUUGCUUCUGAUACGUAGUAAGCAU
Messenger RNA from Daktulosphaira vitifoliae (grape phylloxera), 1617 nucleotides. RefSeq lists its product as uncharacterized. Gene Ontology annotation, cellular component: vacuolar membrane. The record is from RefSeq and is a predicted model, not a curated record. The transcript has 9 exons. NCBI's taxonomy places the organism in Eukaryota, Metazoa, Arthropoda, Insecta, Hemiptera, Phylloxeridae. Gene Ontology annotation, molecular function: L-proline transmembrane transporter activity; L-alanine transmembrane transporter activity. Bases 181 to 1434 code for a protein of 417 amino acids. Gene Ontology annotation, biological process: amino acid transmembrane transport; L-alanine transport.